Podospora pseudocomata is the source of this 693-nucleotide messenger RNA. RefSeq lists its product as uncharacterized. The transcript has a single exon. Gene Ontology annotation, cellular component: cytosol; cytoplasm. Gene Ontology annotation, molecular function: hydrolase activity; carboxy-lyase activity. The record is from RefSeq and is a predicted model, not a curated record. Gene Ontology annotation, biological process: secondary metabolic process. Lineage: Eukaryota; Fungi; Ascomycota; Sordariomycetes; Sordariales; Podosporaceae. Bases 1 to 693 code for a protein of 230 amino acids.
AUGGCCCUUCCUGCUGAAGCGGCCAGCCAGCUGAAGACAUGUGUUCAGGAGUAUGGCUUUGUUGGCGCCUUGAUUGACGCAUAUGUUGUUCAGCCUUCCGGCGACAAGUAUCAGUUUUAUGAAGGAAGGGAAUAUGAUGAAUUCUGGCGAACCGUUCAGGAGCUGGACGUUCCGGUAUAUCUGCAUCCUUCCUUCCCGUCGUUGGAUGAGGUGUUUACUCCUGGGGAACUGUACUCCCAAGAGGAUUCGGUGGCGGCCUCGGCGGGAUUGGCUACGGCAAGCUGGGACUGGCACUCGAGAACGGGACUUUCGUUUCUGAGACUUUAUACUGGGGGCGUCUUUGAGAGAUUUCAAAAACUGAAGAUUGUGCUCGGUCACAUGGGAGAAAUGGUGCCAUUCUAUCUGUGGAGGUCAAACGCGGUGUUGAGCAGAGGCAGGCCGACGUCCUUGAGAGAUGUAUGGAGACACAAUAUAUGGGUGGCGAUCAGUGCCGUGUGGGAUUUGGACGCUAUGAGGAUGGUGCUUGCUGUGACGGAUGUGAGGAGGGUCAUGUAUGCCGUUGACUACCCGUUUGGCAGAAACGCUGAGGGCAAGGCCUUUAUGGAAGAGCUGCGCAAGAGCAAACUGGUGAGCGAGAAGGAAUUCAAGGGCAUUGCGAAUGGAAAUGCCAAGGCGUUGUUGCGCUUGAAGUGA